UUUGUAUAUGAAUUUCAUGAAACCUAACCCGAUCCCCGAUCCGAGAUCCGACCCGAUUGUCAUCUCUGUCACUGUCACCGGUACACAGGGAAGAUUAAUACAGUUUUCAGGAAAUAAAAUGGUACUGUGCCGGAAAAGAACCGUCUAUUAAUCUCCCACCCACGGCACUGGUUCGGUACACUGGGAAGAUUAAUAGACAGUUUUCAGGAAAAUAAAUCGGUACUGUGCCCUAAUGCACGUUAGUCUUCGAUCACACAUUCACAGAUCUGUAUGUGAUCAAUUCCAUUGAGCCCUUGUGCCACAUUCCUAAAAAAUGAGGAUUUCUCACGACUUACUAGAAGAAAUACUCUGUCGCCUUCCAGUCAAGCAUCUUCUUCGUUGUCGAUGUGUUGCUAAAGGCUGGUGCUCUCUUAUUGAUAGCAAUGCAUUUGUUAAAAAGCAUCUCAAAAAUACCCUUGACUGCAAUGCUAGUGGUGUGCAUGUUAUCAAUGGGUUUGAUGGAAGGUUUUGGGUGGUGGAAUCUGAUGAUGGUUCUACUUCUGUUGUUGAAAUAGAUGAUCCGAUCAAGAUGCUUCUUAGCGAUUCUGAAUAUUGUAUUGCUGCAAAUGCCUUACUUUGUGUGUUUAAAUCUCAGAUGAAUGAUAUAUUUCUGUUUAAUCCAUCAACCAGGAAGGUUAGGAAGUUACCAAGUGCCCCACCUGAGUUUCCGCGUGGUUUUAAUGGUACGGAGGAUUGUGUUUGUGGCUUUGGAUAUGAUCAUGUUAAUGAUGAUUAUAAGGUUGUGAAGAUUGUACAGAGUUUUGUUCAAUCUGGUGGCACUAUGGUCGUAGUUUACAGCCUGAAAACCAAUUCUUGGAAACAAAUUCAGAAUGUUCCUAGUAAAUAUUUUUUAACAAUAUGGGGCAUAUUUGGUAAUGGAGCUCUUUAUUGGUUUUUGGUCAAGGAUUUAGCGUAUGGCUUUGAAACCAUUGUUGGUUUUGAUCUUGGGCUUGAACAGUUCAAGGAGGUCCCUUUUCCUCCUGUCAAUAAAAACUAUAUCAUGGAAAAUAAGAGGGGUUUGUUUACACCACCUGCUGGAGAAUCCCUUUGUUUACUUGAUACCUACUCCGACCUUAGUGUGGAUGUCUGGCUGAUGAAUAACUAUGGGGAGAAAAAUACUUGGUACAAAGCAUUUUCAGUGAAGCAAUUGUGCCCACUCGCUUUCGGAAUUCUGAGGCCCCUUGCUUUUUCCAAGAGUCACAAAGAUGUACUUUUAGAGUUGGACUGCCAAAAACUUGUCUGGUAUAACAUUGAAAGGAAGACAGUCAAAAGUGUCAGGCUUCCAAGGAUUCUGGUGAAGUUUGAUUCACAUUUCUGCACUGAGAGUCUGUUACAGCUCACUGAGGAUAAGUCGCUUCAGAGGCCAUCACCAGACAAGCAGAAGAAACAGCAAAAGAAAAGGGAUGAUUAUCUAUCCCGAGGGUUCAAUCUGAGGCUAUAAAAUAUCUGCACAAUAAAAAAGAUGGAUGAGUAAGAUAACGAGGAAUGCAUCCGAGAUGGAAGAGAAGGAGAGUACUGGCUCUUUUGGAAAUGACCUGGGUGGUGGAUAUUAUUGUCUCUGGCACUGUUUGUUGCUUUGCUCUUCCUAAUUUUGUUGCUCCAUAUAGUUUGAGAAAUGUGCAACAGAUGCUAUGAUUCAGAUGUUAUUCCAGAUUACUCUUACCUGCUUUUGUUUAAUUUAAAUGAUUAUUGCAUUUGGUAUAUCUGUCAAGCUGAAAUAUAUGAUCGUAUUUGUUUAGCUAUUUGGAUGCUGCUCAAGUUCUGCAGGCAAAGUU
Molecule: messenger RNA, 1814 nt
Organism: Daucus carota subsp. sativus
Lineage: Eukaryota; Viridiplantae; Streptophyta; Magnoliopsida; Apiales; Apiaceae
Product: F-box protein CPR1
Exons: 4
Coding region: 314-1480 (388 amino acids)
Molecular function (GO): protein binding
Source: RefSeq, a predicted model, not a curated record